Molecule: messenger RNA, 824 nt
Organism: Oncorhynchus kisutch (coho salmon)
Lineage: Eukaryota; Metazoa; Chordata; Actinopteri; Salmoniformes; Salmonidae
Product: NHP2-like protein 1
Exons: 3
Coding region: 251-637 (128 amino acids)
Biological process (GO): ribosome biogenesis
Cellular component (GO): ribonucleoprotein complex; nucleolus
Molecular function (GO): RNA binding
Source: RefSeq, a predicted model, not a curated record
GGCGGGUCAAACAAUUCACUUCCUGCCCAGUUUAGCAACCAAACGCCCCAUUCGUUCCACGCUCAGUCCUAAACACGUGUUGUUAGAGUAGCUGCGUGUUGAAGUUCCUCCAGCUUUUGAGAAUCGAAACAAGCUGUUUUAGCUACAUAACGAUUUAUUUUUGAAUUUCCCAAAACCUCAAUCGUAGACGUAUAGUCCUCCGUGAAGCAUUCGCCGAGAGGAGAAAUAUCAGAAAUAAACGGAAGCAAGAAUGACUGAAGCCGAAGUGAAUCCCAAGGCCUACCCCCUGGCCGACGCCACACUUUCCAAAACCAUCCUGGACCUUGUGCAGCAAGCCUCCAACUACAAACAGUUGAGGAAAGGGGCCAAUGAGGCCACCAAGACAUUGAACCGUGGUAUCUCUGAGUUCAUUGUGAUGGCUGCUGAUGCUGAGCCACUGGAGAUCAUCCUCCACCUGCCGCUGCUUUGCGAGGACAAGAACGUCCCCUACGUGUUUGUGCGCUCUAAACAGGCCCUGGGGCGUGCCUGUGGGGUCUCCCGCCCCGUCAUCGCCACCUCAAUCACCAUCAAGGAGGGAUCUCAGCUGAAGCCCCAGAUCCAGUCUACCCAGAUGGCCAUUGAGAGACUGCUGGUCUGAUCUGGUUGCUGCUCUGCUCUCUGUAGUAUUGGAUAGUCUAAAGGACUAUGUCAGGCAAUUUAAUCGUAUGUUCUUUUGGAUAGUUGAAUUGAAUUGUCUUUGGAAGAUACAUUGUAUUUUGUCAGGGACAUACAAUGUUAUGUAAUUUACUCUUGUUUUGUGAUAAUAAAACAUUUCUUUUUACUAA